CUGGUGCUCAUGUGUGCAUUGUGUCAAGUUUUGAUUCUUUGUCUUAAUUUGUUUCAUUAAUUUGAAUGAAUUUGGUUUAAAGGAUAGUUGUGUAAUUUUUGUGCCACUAGUGUCUAUUAUUGGUCCAAAUCCCAACUUACACCAUUGGUUGAGUUAAUGUCGGUAUGCUGAUGUAGGUGGGAUGCUCAAACAAACAGAGCAAUGUUUUGAUAGAGCCACAGUGUUGACAUUUUAUAGACGAAUCAGCCUACAAAUAGCUUACUUAUAGUUCUUUCUGCAUAUUAAAGGGAUAGUUCACCCAUAAGGACAAUUCUGUUAUUUAUUCACCCUCGUGUCAUUUCAAACCUGUGUGGCUUUCUGUCUUCUGCAGAACACAUAAAUAGAUGUGUCUUACAUUAGUUUUGUGUUCUUACAAUAGAAGUGAAUGGGUAGCGCCGUUGUUUGGUUACCAACAUUCUUCAAAAUGUCUUCUUUUGUGUUCUGCGGAAUAUUAACGAUGACAGAAUUUUCAUUUUUGGGUGAACUAUCACUUUAAGCUGUGAAAAUGUGCUGCACUGACAUUGUACAUGUUAGUUUUUCUGUGUGUGUACAAUACCAUAUACAUUGCGAUGUAAGGAGGUCCUCAAGCAGAUGUGCAUUAGCUAAUGUUGCCUGGACGCAGCUGGGUUGGGCAGGACUAAUAGACAGACCAAAACAGUAUGACAUCAUAAUGAGAGUGUUGGGGGUGAGCUGAGAAAGAGAGCGAGAGAGGGAGAGAAGAAGAGAAGGAGGGUGGGAUCAAACCAGCCACUCUAAGGGACAGAACAAGCUCUCAGUACAGCAGAGAGAGAGAGGGAUAGAGAGAGAGAGGGAGACGCUUAUGUGUGCGAGAGGACACAGGGCUAGACUCAGUCCACAGAGAGCCGAUUCACCUCCCAGUGGAUUCCUGUGGAUUUCUCCUUUGCUUCCACUGCAUCUUUCCUCUUUUCCUUUUCCUAACCAUCCCCCCUUCCCCUCCCUCCUUUCCCCCACUCUCCUCUCCGCUCUGGACCGCUCCUCCGGGCAUGCUACUUAAGCCCAAGUAUGGCCGCUUCCGGAACGACUCAGUGACCUCCUCCGACGACCUGAUGCAGAGCCUAGCCAUGAGCGGGAAGGUGGUGGGCACGCCGGUGGCCUCCUCGUCCACGACAGGCUUGGAGCUGCCACCCCUGGAGAACGCCGCUCUUCCUCCGCCCUCGGCUCAGGUACUGGCCGAUUCCCCCGGGCUGGACGGUGAGCAGGACGGCACCACCACCUUCUGCAUGCUCAUUCCCAAGAUGCCCCAGUGGAAGUUCUCCAACUCUCUGCUAAGUCGUAGCCCCUCCAACAGCAGCUCCAGCUCUGGUUCCAGCAAGGACUCAAGCAGGGCACAUCCGGCCGAUACCUCCGCACCCGCUUCUGGGGGUGCGACCGCUGCUAGUGGUCCUGUGGCUAGUCUUGCAGCCGUCUUCAACUCUUGUGACCCUGUUUGUGUGGGUCCUUGUUCCCUACAGGCCGUUAGGAGGCAUAGGGUCAGCGGGAAUUCAGCAAGUCUCAGAGAUUCAAGCGCAGGGGCCUCCGAAGGGAGUCCGGGGGGCUCUGGAAGCUUCAGGACAGGGAUGAACCGGAGGACCAGGGUGGAGGGCAUAUGGCUGGGAGAUAACUUCACCCAGAAGGGAAGCUUCAUGAACAAGCCGUCCCAGGGGUGGUUGCACCCUGACAAAAAGAUCAGCAGCACAGGAGCUUCGUACAUCGUCAGGUACAUGGGGUGCAUCGAGGUUUUGAAAUCAAUGCGAUCUUUGGACUUCAGCACUAGGACACAGAUUACAAGAGAGGCCAUCAACAAAUUGUGUGAAGCUGUACCUGGUGGAAAAGCUGCCUGGAAGAAGAAGGUCACCAACAAAACCCUUCAGUCUAUCAUGGGGAAGAGUAACCUUCGAUUUGCUGGAAUGAGCAUCGGCGUCAACAUCUCCAUCGAUGGCUUGAGUUUGCUGGUCCCCACCACACGACAGGUAAUUGCACACCAUCCCAUGCAGUCCAUCUCCUUCGCUUCUGGUGGAGACUCGGAUACGCCUGACUAUGUUGCCUAUGUGGCCAAAGAUCCUGUCAAUCAAAGAGCUUGUCAUAUCAUGGAGUGUAGUGAUGGUCUUGCCCAGAAUGUGAUCAGUACCAUCGGUCAAGCCUUUGAACUGCAGUUCAAACUGUACUUACACAGUCCACCCAAAGCCAUUCCCACUAUGGACAGGAAUAUACGAACAGAGGAGUCGGCAUGGGGUGAUGAUGAGGAGUCAUCCGAGCAUGAUUAUUACAACAGCAUCCCGGGCAAAGAACCUCCAGUGGGGGGUGUGGUGGACUCUAGACUCAGACAUCCUGUGGGCCUACUAGGUCACGUCCAUACCCAACCACAAAGCAAACCAGCUCAGGUGGGGUCACCAGCCAAAAGAGAUGCAAACACCCUUCCCGCUGCCCAUUUGUGUUAUGAAGUGCAUUGGGACACAGAAAACAACAGUAGCUCAAGUUUGACUUCUGAUGGUUACCUGCGAGCGGAUGGACAUCCACCUGGCAGCCGUGAUUACGAGGAACAUCUGUAUGUAAACACUCAGAAUCUGGACAACAUGGAGACCUCAGGAGGACACACAUCAGAGAGUCCUAAGAAAGAUAUAUUUGACAUGAGGCCAUUUGAGGAUGCCCUGCGUCUGCACGAGGCCGGUGGGGUUUGUGUACUGGAGGACAAAUGGCCGAGCCCCCCGCACCGCCGGGCCCCCGUCGCUCCUACAGAAGACCAACUUCGACGUGAAGUGUGGUACCACGGGCGCAUGAGCCGCAGGGAUGCAGAGAGUCUUCUGGGCCGAGAUGGAGAUUUCUUGGUGCGGGACAGCGCGACUAACCCAGGACAGUAUGUGCUGACGGGGAUGCAGUGCGGCCUGCCUAAACAUCUGCUGCUGGUGGAUCCAGAAGGAGUGGUUCGGACUAAAGAUAUGCUAUUCGAGAGCAUCAGUCACCUGAUCAUCUACCACUUGACCAACAAACUGCCCAUUGUGGCGGCGGAGAGUGAGUUACACCUCCAGCAGGUGGUUUGCAGAAAGAAUUGACCUCCAAGUCCAUAUACAUGAGAGCGAGGCUGUGACCCGUGCCGCCAAUCUAGAAGCUCCACAAUAUUGCCUUAAACGCAGACUUUGAGCUUCCACUGGGACUUGUGGGAUAUCGCUGUUCCUAAGGCACUGACCACAAACUACAGCUUUCAGCAUGCCUUGCUCAAUCAUCCCAUUCACCAACCCAGAACCCGCUGAGAAGAACCCCACACACCAGAGAUCCUGACAUUAGGAGAUAAAGUGCUUUCCGUCGUGCAAACCGAACCCUGCAAUUCAGUUUGUUGGUGAUGACCCAGCGUCGCCUGUCAAAAAUGUGAACUUAUGAGAAACACAUGAGACAAAUCGUCUUAUUCUCUACAUUUCCUCAAACAUUCGUUUGUCUUGAAUGGACUGCUGUUUCUGAAUGUGGUGUAUUCAGUAACCAUGGCUAUGAUCGUUUCUGGUGAUCACUCGUGUGGAACUGCUGGACAUCAGUAGGCCUUUGUUGUCAUGCUUAUGAACGUGGUCACAACAGUUUGUUCUCAGGAUGCUGUAUUUGAUAUUGGACGUUAUAUAAAGCUUAUAAGCUCAGCUUUAAUGCAGUCGUAUCAAAUGCACAUGUUUAAUUUACUGUAUGAACUCUCAGGACCAAACACUGGGUCAUGUGAUGUUGCCAUUUCUUAAAAGCGAUGGUGAUCAAGUGAUGCAUUAUACUUCAAAAUAUACGAGAUGACAAAACAGAUGAAAAUAUUCUACUUUUCUUUUGGUUAGUUACGUAAACAAAUGUCCACAACUUUAUUUAUAUGCACCAAAACACACAAGUUCAACCAAAAAUGACAAUGUCAUCACUUGACGUUGUUGUCUAUGACUACUAUGACGGCACGUUAAAGCGGCUAUCUGUAACUUUUGUCUCUAUAUCAUCAUCUCUAUUUGAAACUUAAAAUUGAAUGUUACUUAACUUUACGUACUUCUCUUUAUGUAAGUUGAAGUCAAAUGACGCCAAACUGACAUUUCUCGCAAAAUCGAACCGCACAGCUCUACUUUUAGACGGUUUCAGAGGCAACAACAUAAACAAACGUUAUGUGGUCCAAACUUAAC
Triplophysa rosa is the source of this 4166-nucleotide messenger RNA. It is a transcript of the gene shc2, whose product is annotated as SHC (Src homology 2 domain containing) transforming protein 2. Gene Ontology annotation, cellular component: plasma membrane. Gene Ontology annotation, biological process: cell surface receptor protein tyrosine kinase signaling pathway; intracellular signal transduction. The record is from RefSeq and is a predicted model, not a curated record. NCBI's taxonomy places the organism in Eukaryota, Metazoa, Chordata, Actinopteri, Cypriniformes, Nemacheilidae. Bases 1044 to 3089 code for a protein of 681 amino acids. Gene Ontology annotation, molecular function: receptor tyrosine kinase binding. The transcript is spliced from 13 exons.